AUGGAAAAGGUUGAGUUGAGGAUGGCUCAUUUCGCAGGAUUCCGGUUAUUAUUCCGGUACAAGUUUACUUUCAAGACUGAGGAACUUGGAUUUCCUAACUGGUUUUGGAGAGAGCAACUUCCUCUUAAGAGAGCAGUAAAAGAAGAUGAUGAACACUUCACUCCCUACGGAAGAUUCCAAACAAAUCUGAAUGUUCUCCUCUUUCGAACACUAUAUAAUGAGGGCGUGUUGGGCUUCAAUAGCACGACUAUUGGAGAAAACCCGGACAAAGUCUAUGGCCUUUUUCUUUGCAGAGGCGAUGUUGCUUCUGAUCUUUGCCCGAGUUGCAUCGACGUUGCAAGCCACCAAAUUAUAGAGAAGUGCCCAGGUCGGAAACGAGCUACUAUAUGGUUUGACGAAUGCUUUGUACGAUACUCAGAUACCCCUUUCUUCUCCAUCUUGGAUUCACCGUCGUUUUAUAUGUGGAAUACCCAGAAUGUAUCCGAGACAGAUGGAUUCAAUCAGCAAUUGGAAAAUAUGCUUAAUCAACUUACUACUCGAGCUGCUUUUGAUCCUGCAGCCCGCAUGUUUGCAACCGGAGAAGUUAAUUUUACCGAGUUUCGGAGCAUAUAUGGCCUUGCGCAGUGCACUUCCGAUUUAUCAAGAAACGACUGUAAUACGUGUCUUCUAACUGCUAUCAGUUAUAUUCCAAUAUGCUGCGAUGGGAAGCAAGGGGGAAGGGUUAUCGGACAGAAUUGUUAUGUAAGGUAUGAGAUAUACCCGUUUUACAGGAUGCCCAAUGCUUCUGCUAAAGCACCGGCUCCUGUUUCUAUCCCUCCUCCAACCAAUACAACCCUCAUCAACGGUAAGUGUUUCGAGUUGAUGAUGCUGAACCAUCUCAUGAACAAACUUCUUUUUGAUUCAGGCAAGAAGGAAAUCAGUCAAGAAGUUUCAUUACUUGACUUCGGGGUAGGAGCUGGCACAAAAUUCUCUGAAGGAUAUACAGAGACAAGGAAUCAAAUGGAAUCUCAAGAUUUUCCUUUGAUCUCUUUACAUAGCGUACAGACAGCUACAAACAACUUCAUUGAGUCAAAUAAGCUUGGAGAAGGAGGGUUUGGCCCCGUUUACAGGGGAGUCCUACCAGAUGGAAAAGAAAUAGCAGUUAAGAGGCUCUCAAGAAAUUCCGGACAAGGAUUAGUGGAAUUCAAGAACGAAGUUGUUUUAAUUGCCAAGCUACAACAUAGGAAUCUGGUGAGGCUGUUGGGCUGUUGCAUAGAGAAGAAUGAAAAGCUUCUUGUCUACGAAUACAUGCCGAAUACCAGCCUUGACGUCUUCCUCUUCGAUCCUACAAAACGCGUUCAGUUGGACUGGAAGCUGAGAUUUAGUAUUAUCAGUGGAAUUGCUCGGGGGCUUCUGUACUUGCACGAAGACUCUCGACUUAGAAUUAUUCACAGGGACCUGAAAGCAAGUAAUGUUUUGCUUGACAAUGAUAUGAACCCAAAAAUAUCUGACUUUGGAAUGGCAAGAAUAUUCGGUGGAAAUCAAAGUCAAGCUAAUACCAACAGAGUCGUGGGUACAUACGGCUACAUGGCCCCAGAGUAUGCUAUGGAAGGACUGUUCUCUGUGAAGUCUGAUGUUUUCAGCUUUGGAGUUAUUCUGCUUGAGAUUGUAAGUGGGAAAAGAAAUAGCGGCUUCCAUCUCUCAGAGCAUGCUCAGAGCCUCCUCACAUAUGCAUGGAGACUCUGGAGUGAGAGUAAAGGCUUGGAAUUCAUGGAUCCAUUACUGGUUGGCGCAUGUGCACCAAAUGAAGUAAUAAAAUGUAUUCACGUAGGAUUAUUGUGUGUUCAAGAGGAUGCAGCAGACAGACCCGCAAUGUCAUCUGUGGUUCUUAUGUUGAGAAGCGACUCCACAACUCUUCCCAGGCCUACACAACCUGCAUUUUCUGUGGGCCGAAAUACUGUUGGUGCAUCAAAGCAAUCUUCAGAAACUGCUCAAUUCUGUUCAGUUAAUGAGGUAACUGUUUCUAAUGUCUCACCUAGGUAAGCAAGCAGAUGGGAUCCCGAUCAGGACUUCUCCAUGAUCAGCUCUGCUGGAUUUGAACCUGAUCGCUUUAAAACUAAAAUGUUAGUAGUUUAAUGUAAUUCGAUCUGGCAAAGAUUUUGCAUCAAAAAUAAAAUGGCCUUGGUUUUGUAUUAUUGAUAGACAAGCAUUUCGCCUCAAUCCCAUUG
Molecule: messenger RNA, 2207 nt
Organism: Nelumbo nucifera (sacred lotus)
Lineage: Eukaryota; Viridiplantae; Streptophyta; Magnoliopsida; Proteales; Nelumbonaceae
Source: RefSeq, a predicted model, not a curated record